AUGGCCGUCGAUCGCAUUGUCAGUCUGAUUCUCCGCGGCGCAGAGCUCGUCUUUGCUUCCAUCGUCGCCGGUGUCAACGGUCAAUACCUGCACAACACCAGGAGCACCCAUUUCUCGCAGUGGCGCUUCAUCUACACUGAAGUCGUGGCGGCUCUCGGCAUCUUCUUUGCCCUGAUCUGGCUCAUCCCCUUCUCCUACGCCUUUACGCACUGGCCAAUCGACGUGAUCCUCAGCCUGCUCUUUUGGGUCGCGUUUGGCGUCCUUGUCAACCUCAUCGGCGGCAGCUGCGGUCACGUCUUCAACUGGUACAACGUCCACCUCAUCCACGGCAACCAGUGCAGCAAGUACAAGGCGACCAUUGCCUUUACGUUUCUAUGCGCGAUUCUCUUCCUUGUCUCCGCCCUGGUCGGUCUGCUCUGGUCUCGGAAGCGUGAGGCCAAGGUCAACCACGGCAAUGCCGUCGCCCACCGCCGCUGGUACCACCGCGGAAACCGCCGCAGCGCCGUCUAA
Messenger RNA from Cordyceps militaris CM01, 510 nucleotides. RefSeq lists its product as uncharacterized. NCBI's taxonomy places the organism in Eukaryota, Fungi, Ascomycota, Sordariomycetes, Hypocreales, Cordycipitaceae. The record is from RefSeq and is a predicted model, not a curated record. The transcript is spliced from 2 exons. Gene Ontology annotation, cellular component: membrane. The coding region runs from base 1 to 510 and encodes 169 amino acids.